AUGGACAUGGCUAAAACUGAUGAAGCUCGCAUGAUUCUUUCAGAGAGAAGAAAACUAGAGUUAAAGUGUAUCUGUGCCAGAGCAGUGAAAAAGUUUGGAAUCCCGUAUAUGGGCUUGGUACCCAAAACACUAGAGAAAUACAUUAGUAUGCAUUAAUUAACAUGCAUAGUUAAUAACACAAGUAGAAACAAUUUUCACAGUGUUGUUUAAUAACCUGAGUAUGCUUUGUAUUGUUGUUGUACAUAGUGAUAAUUUUGCGGCAUUAGAAAAUUUGUAGAAAAUUAGUAGAAAAUUUACACAGUGUUAUUUAGUAACCUGAGCAUGCUUUGUAAUGUUGUUGUACAUAGUGAUAAUUUUGCAGCACAUUAGAAGUGCUUAAAACCUAGAAAUAUGUGUCUCGCAAAGCCUAGUGAUACUUAGGGUGCCACUUAAGUUAAGCCCAGCCACCAGGCAGGGUUAGGAACUGAUUAGCUGACCAGCCAUUAACCCUUUAAGCCCCUGCCAAUAUCCACAUACAAAUUCUCCAAACUUAUCUCUGUACAUUUCCUUAAAGAAUGUGUUGAGAGAAUUUGAUAAAAGAUCAAAUUAUUUCUCUCUGGUGAUCAUUUUAUUAAUUCUCAAAACCUUAUCUCUUGGUAGCCUGCGUAGCAAGCAUUUCCGUUUAGUUUCGGAGCAGAAAAAACCAAGGAACGGAAUUUUCGGUUUUGACCGCGCCAUUUUUCGCACGGUCUUUGACUCUUUUUCCUUGUUCUUUACUCCUAAACUGCACAGAAACGCUUGCUAUGCAGGCUAAUCUCUUUUUUUUUAAUUUAUUUAUUUAUAACAACUUUAUUUGUAAUAAUCAAUACAAAAAGGCUGCCAUCAGAGGGAAACUGAAUCCUCAUGUAAGAUGACCCCCCCUCUUGCCAGUAUUAUGGAUAUCUUUAGGAGGAAAUUGAUGUUAGUCACCAUUUGGACUCCUACUUCCUUCUCUUUUGUCGUCAUGUUUUUUUUUUGUUUUUGAUUCUUAAAUGCAUAUUGCAAAGCAUAUAGCAUUAUAUUGGUCAUCUUAUAGAAAAAAUGAAAACAAGACAAGAUUGCAUGCAAAUCAGUUCGGGUUCAAUGGCUGCAUGAUCUAUGUACAGAGCUAAUAAAAGUCUUUGAUCCAUUGGCAAAGAAUCACCAUGGGACCAUAGGUUUCUCUCUUGCGUAGCUUAGUGGCCUUAGUGUUUAAGAAGCCAUUCGCAUCGCAUGUCAGUUGCGUAGUUCUGGAACUAAACUUCUUCUUGCAGGGUAGCGAGGAAUGGGCUCUCAGAAGUUUUGGAAUGCCUUAUUUUAUUUCUGGGGUGGUACUCAAAACACUGGAGAAAAACAAUAGAAUGGAAUUAAAUUAUUUGUGGUGCAAAACUUUUAAGUCAGCUAGAAAAUUUACACAGUCUAGGGGUGCGUUCCUUUGAGAUGAUCUGGAUCAGGAUCAGUGAUUUGAGAUUACUUUGAUCAUGGUAGAUCAAAUGAACUGAUGAAUCCACUCUGGUUCAUUAUUUUGAUCUACCAUGAUCCAAUUAAGUGAUCUUCGAUCGCUGAUCCUGAUCUGGAUCAUCCCAAAGGAACACAACAAAAAGGGUUCGUCACGCGUUCCUGCCCCACGAACGUCUGCUGAACUGAAUGAUAAAUUCCUUUCCCAUGGUUGGCAAAUAUCGGCUGAAGAUAUGAAUUCUGAAGUUCAAAAGCCAACUGACGUUUGCGUUUUUCGCCGCCGUCAUUCACCUUAGAGGACCUCUUAGGAAACAGAACUUUUCUUUAACGGAUUCAAAAGGUCAUGGUUUGUGAUUUGUGAUUGGUGGAUUUUGAUCCGUCUUGUGUGUUUCUGUGUUUCUGUGUUUCAAGGUUUGUUGAUUGUGAUUGUAAUUAUGAUUGAUGGCAGCCAAAAACGCAAUUGUGAAGGCAGGUUUUGAACUUUAGAGUUCGCAUGUUUGUGAAAAGUGCAGUAACUGCGCGCAUGUUGGACAUUCUCCAGUUUCCUACCACAAAUUCAGUAACAUCUGUGAACCUGAAGAAGGCUGGUGUGGCCAGCCGAAAUAUUGUUAAAACAAAACAAUACACGUUGCUCUGAUGAGCUUUGCAGUAGUCUUUGGACUUCUCGUUUUUGGUUAUGUAUUUUUUUUUUCAUUUCCUCUGAGUCUGUAUAGUGAUAAUGGAUAGUGGCUAUAAUAAAAGUACCCUAAUAACUGUGAGAAUAAUUCUAAUGUUUGUAUAGCUCUCGUUCCAGCGUUCGCGCAUUAACUCAAGCGCUUGCUACUCAGGCCACUGGAGUAAUUUCAAAUGAUAGUGUAGGCGUCCUGCGUUUGUAUGCUCUUGGUUGAAACCUGUGCAAACGAUAGAGACUGGGAUCUAGCACUCAAAGAGUAACCUCGUUCCCAGGCUACAUCUUCAUCGGAACGAGGUUGUCAAGUAAUAUAUCAAACCACUUAUCAAACCACACGGGGCCCACACAAUCUGUUUGUGUAGCCGAUUGUUAUUAUAUAGUAAAUGUACUGGAUUUACCGUUUGCUUCAUUUAUAGCGAUAUAUCGCUAACUAUGUAUAUAAGUAUGUAUAAGAAGGUCCUUCUUAUAUAUGGAACAGUCAACGGCGAACUCAAACUCGUUCAAAAUCGCUCAAAAAACCGCUUUUGAGGCAAAAGGACGACUGUACACCACAGGCAAGGUAAUUCAACGUUUAUUUAUCAUUGAUUUAUAUACAUAGUUAGCGAUAUAUCGCUAUAAAUGAAGCAAACGGUAAAUCCAGUGCAUUUACUAUAUAAUAACAAUCGGCUACACAAACAGAUUGUGUGGGCCCCCUGUGAUCAAACAUGAGAUGCAGUGUUUCAUCACCAGAUGAAACACCGAGAAGAGAGUUGGAAAUACGACGCGCAGCGGAGUAUUUUUGACGAACUUCAAGGUGUUUCAUCUGGUGAUGAAACACUGUGUCGAAUGUUUGAUAAUUCUUCUCAAACAAAAUCAUUUUUGAAGGAGAAAUUAAGGAUGCAAAUACUAAGCAGUGUUUCAUCCGAUUUCCAAACACUCAUUAAACAUUAAUUUCCUUUGUAUUUUCUUAAUGAAUUAUUAAUGAGUUUGAGAAGGAAAGUGGAAAGUUCCGCAUGUAACAGGAAAAAAUUGUAGGAAGGUUUUUCUGAAAAGAGUAACUUAUUUUCACUAUGGCGCAUAGGCUUCUUCCCUGGUUCCGGCAGAGAAAGAUUGCUCCUUUAAACCAAGAUGUUCUUAACGUGGCAAAAUCUGGAGAUGCCGUGCUCCUCGAUGAGGUUCUUCAGAGGCUCUGUCGAGCAGAAGGAACUUCUGUGUUAUCUGUAGAUGAGCAGCACAUGCAAUCUCACUCUCCGAGUUCUCCUACACGCGUCUUGUGUGGCGAUGGCUGUUUGUUACCUGCAAGGAUUAAGAAGUUACUGGUCACACUUUUAAUAAUUGCUGUUGAAAAGGGACAUCUCGAUUGUGUGAAAUUACUUCUGAAGUAUGGAGCAGACGUUGAAGGUCGAGGAGAGUUUAAAUUAAUUAGCUAUAUUAGAGGUCCAUUUUUUGUUGAAACAUACGAAGGCACACCUAUGUGUUUUGCAGCUGUUAGUGGAAAUGUUGAGAUUUUGAGGUGCUUGCUUGAAAAUGGAGCUGAUAUCAAUGCAGUGACAGCAGAUGGCAAGGUUUGUAUCACACCGCUAAUUAUCGUUGCUCAUUCUGAACAAUUUGGUGCAGUAACAUUUCUUAUUAAUCAAGGUGCUGAUGUGAAUUUUCAAGACAAAUAUGGUUAUACAGCCCUUCAUUAUGUUGCUAAGUCCGGAAGUGCAAGUAAUAUUAAUGCCUUAAAUUGUUUAAUUAAUCAUGGAGCUGACAUAAAUGCUUUCACAGAAUUUCAGACGACUGCUUUGAUGCUAGCUUGUGCGUUUAACAAUGUCAAUGCAGUAAAGUGUCUUCUUCACAAUAGUGCUAAUGUAGACCUUCAAGACAGAAAUGGUGAAACUUGCCUUAAGUCUGCUCUGAGGUGUGCAUGUCCAGAUGAUAGAUCUUCACUUGAGAUUUUGAGUUUCCUUCUUAAAAGUGGAGUCGAUGUUUCUAAUGCAAGAAGAAAUGACGGUGUGACCCUUCUGAUGCAAGCUACCUGUCAUGGUAGCUUGAGAGAUGUACAUUUGCUCAUAGAACAUGGAGCUAAUGUAGAUUUUCAAGAUCAGAAUGGUGACACAGCUCUUCACUAUGCCGCCCACUGCUGUGAUAGAUAUAGUGAAGAAAUUGUUAGUGCACUUUUGACUGGUGGAGCAUCCCAUUUGUGUAACAAUCACGGAUUGACACCGCUUCUGGCAGCUUGUAAUAAAGGCAAUACAGUAAUGGUAGAGCAUCUAAUCAGGGCACCAUCGAUAACAAAAGAGCAAAGAAUUGAUGCACUUGAACUACUUGGAGCUUCCCUUGCUUUAGAGCCAUCUGUUGGGGUAGGUUUAGGGACAGAGAUGCAGUGUUUUGACUUUGGAUGCUGGUACAUCAAAUGGGGCAUGAAAGAAAGGUUUGCUGAUCCUUCCCAUCCUUUGUUAAAGCAGCAAAUGAAACCCAUUGAAGCUUAUCAGAACAGAAAAGAGUGUCAAACUCUGAAGAACUUGAUAAAGUAA
Messenger RNA from Porites lobata, 4623 nucleotides. NCBI's taxonomy places the organism in Eukaryota, Metazoa, Cnidaria, Anthozoa, Scleractinia, Poritidae. The record is from the annotation of a GenBank genome assembly.